This is a messenger RNA of Anopheles gambiae (African malaria mosquito), 2596 nucleotides long. RefSeq lists its product as uncharacterized. Gene Ontology annotation, biological process: cilium assembly; axoneme assembly; cilium movement involved in cell motility. Gene Ontology annotation, cellular component: axoneme; radial spoke. The coding region runs from base 901 to 2487 and encodes 528 amino acids. The transcript is spliced from 2 exons. NCBI's taxonomy places the organism in Eukaryota, Metazoa, Arthropoda, Insecta, Diptera, Culicidae. The record is from RefSeq and is a predicted model, not a curated record.
CGGAGGGUGGUGUGUUGUAAGUGCGCUGGAAACCAGAUUUUAAGUUUCACAUUAAUUUUAACGCAACUCCUGCGUUUUCUUUGCUCCCAGCAAUUGGCCUUUUUCUGCACUUUCAUUAUUGCACCAGUUUCAGUGUUUCUCUCUUGCCCUCCAUUUCCAGGGAUAGUCGAACUUUGGAUCGAGAAUCUGCGAAAGAGUGCGGGCAGUGACAGCGCCGCGUUUGCAUCAGCCUUGUGGUCUGCCGUCCAUCACUUCACGUCGUGCAGGGGCCAAAACUUUACAAACGCGAUUUUCACGCUAAAUACACCAAAUCCCGUUCGUAUUCGUAUCGCUGCCGGUUGACGCUGGUUUCCGCUCACUGUAGACACACUUUUCAGCCCAAUUUCACCCGUUUUUCACGUACGUUUUCACGAUUGAAGUUUGGCACUUUGAUACACGUGCUGAAUUGGAUUUUUAUAAACCAAGCGAAAGGUCGCCAUAUUGUCAGAUUUGCAGCAAGAAGCUGUCGGCGUGCAGCUUUUAGGCCCGCGGGGCGGUGAACCGGGAGGGCGGUGCUCGGCGAAAUACAGGUGGCCAUUUUCGCUCGUGUCCGAGCGAAGUCGGGUUUGACAUUGCAGUGACAGCGCGCUGUCAAUGUAUUUCGCUUCCAAUUAUGGCAAUUAUGGCAACAGAAAAAGGGGAAAAAAUUAAAAUUAUCAAUUAUUUUAAGCAAACAAAAAUAUCAAUCUCACAACACAACAGUGGCAACGCGAAACCGAAACGAAAUGGAGUUUUAAGUUCAAUGAGCCUGGCUCAAUUUUUCGUCAGGAUCAAGUACGCAUUGGCUUUUGCAUUGGCACAGUGAAACGCGGUGAGCAAAUCGGACUAUACAGAGGUUUAAAAAUUCGGCUCGGAUAAAAUAUGGAGUACAAAGAUUUUGCCCCAAACGAAGUGUACCAUACCGAGAAGGAACUGCUUGAGUGUUUGAAAAAGAAGGAAAAAUAUUCGCUUGAAAGUAAUCUCUCCAGCUCCAAGGCGCUGCUGCGUCGCCAGGUCGGUAAAAAUGGAGAUAAUUUGUACGAUUUACUGGUACGGUUAGUUACAAACUUACUCGAAAAUGCACCGGCCGAUGCAGUUGAUCAUUUUGAGGAAUAUUGUCGGCUAGCCAAAAUUGAUUUUUUAAACCCGGAUCUGUUCCCGCUACCUGGUCGCCGGGAUGAUAGCGCGUUGCUGAAGCAAGCACAGCUGGCUAAGCAGACGUUGCAAGCCUUGACCCAGAUUGAGGAUGAAUCCGUUUCCAAUCACUCAAAACUUGCUGUGUUAAUUCAUCGCGGACUGAACACGAUAGGGUGGGAUCUUCCCCGAGGGUACGAUUACUUUAUCAGCGCACAAAUAGAUCGUACGCUUCGCGACCAUCCGCGGGCGGUGUCGUGCGAAUUCUGGGGCAUCCUGAGGUCACUGCAUUGCGAUUACUAUGUCCUGGAGGUGGAGCUGCGAGAGAAAAGUGUCGAGUACUGUGCCUACCGGGGCGUGAUUGGAGAACGGCCGGAAAUUGUAACCGACAUAAUCGAGAUUGUUCUCGACAAGACGCUCCAGCAAAGCAGUGAAGAUAUUUUGCAGCACCUGACUGCUGAGUCUUUAGAAGAUCUAGCUCAGUCGGCGAUGAAGCACAUAGUAGACAAGCUUCAGCUGGUGGAUAGGGAAAUUGAAGAGCAGUACUGUCGCCUGGACAUGGAAACAAUGUUCACAGAAUUGAUCGAUCGGUUGUCUUGCAUCUCUGGGGAACCUUCCUCGGAUGAAAGCUCCACGAUGCUAACCGAUCCGUGCGCCGCUUCCCGCCUUUCCGUACACUCGACGGCCUCGAUGCUGCGAAUUCGGCUGGAACGACUCCAGCUAGAGUCUCGGCUUAACAAACGAAUGUUUUUGGUGUCGCAAAAUCCGCGCACCCAACCGUGGCAUGUGCUACCGGAUAUUACUCUGGAGCAGCUCGAAGCCACCGAGGGUUUGCGCAUCUUUCUACAGGGAAAUCUGGACGCACCGGUGCCCCAGAUCGUGAAGCCAUUUGAUGGCGUGGAGAAGAAUUUGUUGCGUGCGCUAGUUUGCAAAAUUUCGUCCCAUCGCGAUUGUCACAUCAAUGGGUCAGAGACAAACCUGUCGCUCGUGCGUUGCCUGUCCGGAAUGUACAGCUCGGUGGUCGGUUACAAUCAGGAGUUGCUGCAGGAAAGGGCCGAACGCUGGUGGGACCGGAAGGAACAGGCGCUACAGUACUGGCUAUCGGAAACGUGGCCCGGACUGUGCACCUUCAACGAUGGGGAACAGUUCCGCUGCUUCUACGUUGGAUGGGGUUUAGAGCGGCGUACCAAUUGGUACUGUCCGAUUGUUCGUAUACCGAAGAUGGCGCGCGAAUACGAAGAACAAUGCAAUAGCGUAGUUUCGCAGCAUUCGGAAGAUUUGCUUUUCGACGAUAACUCUUCAUCCAACUCGACGUCCCUAUCGUCUCUCGCAUGAUUGGUGAUGGUUGGGAUUUUGUAGUACGAAAUUCAGCAAAACUAUGCUCGCGAUGUGAAUGAUUUUGGAAAUAUUAUUGAAUCAAUGUAAAAUACGUAACAAAUUUUUU